AUGCAUGGGCAGGGGGGAACGCAAUCGCGGCUCACCUCCGCCACUCACUCACCUCCGCCACUCACUCACCUCCGCCACUCACUCACCUCCGCCUCUCACUCACCUCCGCCUCUCACUCACCUCCGCCUCUCACUCACCUCCUCCACUCACUCACCUCCGCCACUCACUCACCUCCGCCACUCACUCACCUCCGCCACUCACUCACCUCCGCCACUCACUCACCUCCGCCUCUCACUCACCUCCGCCACUCACUCACCUCCGCCACUCACUCACCUCCGCCUCUCACUCACCUCCGCCUCUCACUCACCUCCGCCUCUCACUCACCUCCGCCUCUCACUCACCUCCGCCACUCACUCACCUCCGCCACUCACUCACCUCCGCCUCUCAAUCACCUCCGCCUCUCACUCACCUCCGCCUCUCACUCACCUCUGCCACUCACUCACCUCCACCUCUCACUCACCUCCGCCUCUUACUCACCUCCGCCUCUCACUCACCUCCGCCACUCACUCACCUCCGCCUCUCACUCACCUCCGCCUCUCACGCAUUUGUACUCCCUCCCACGACCUCCCCCAUUCAUUAUCCCUCCCUCAACCUCUCCCUCUCCGUCACCCUCCCUCGCUCUGCCCCAUUCAUUCACCCUCCCUCAACCUCCCCCUCUCCUUCACCCUCCCUUGCGCUCCCCCAUUCAUUCUCCCUCCCUCGACCUCCCCCUCUCAUUCUCCCUCCCUCGUGCUCCCCCAUUCAUUCACCCUCGCUUGUGCUCCCCCAUUCAUUCGCCCUCCCUCAACCUCCCCCUCUUCUUCACCCUCCCUUGCGCUCCCCCAUUCAUUGUCCCUCCCUCGACCUCCCCCUCUCAUUCUCCCUCCCUCGUGCUCCCCCAUUCAUUCACCCUCGCUUGUGUUCCCCCAUUCAUUCGCCCUCCCUCAACCUCCCCCCCUCCCUUCACCCUCCUGUCUCUAUCUCCACUCGUUUUCCCGGUUGGGAAGAGACGCCAGGGAGGCAGACGGAAGGAAAUGGGAGGACAAGGGGGGAGAGCAGAGCGGGGGCAGUGUGGAGCGGAAGAAGAAGCACAUCAAGAGUGGCAUUGCAGGGAAUGGAUGA
Molecule: messenger RNA, 1101 nt
Organism: Closterium sp. Naga37s-1
Lineage: Eukaryota; Viridiplantae; Streptophyta; Zygnematophyceae; Desmidiales; Closteriaceae
Source: the annotation of a GenBank genome assembly